AUGCAUCUGACUUCCUUUCAGCUUGUGGCUAAUGCAGCUCUCUUUGCCGCUGGCGUUAGUUGUCAAAGCAGCUUGACCGCAUCUUACAGUAACACCUUGCAAACAAUUACCGGUUUCGGUGUUUCUCAGGCCUUCGGGAGAGCUCAGGAAUUUUAUAACAUGAGCCCCACUCCACGGCAAAAAGGCCUAGAUUAUCUCUUCAGUACAACCACUGGGGCGGGGCUGACAAUUGUACGAAACCGAGUCGGUUCUGGAACAGUCGCAUCAGACAGUAUCCUGCCCAAGAGUCCGGGCUGCCCAACUUGCCAGCCUUCAUACUCUUGGGAUGGGGUCGAUCGUGGCCAGGUCUGGUUCAGCAAAGCAGCCCAGUCUUAUGGCGUGGAGACAUUUUACGCAGAUGCGUGGUCCGCACCCGGGUUCAUGAAGACAAACGGCGUAGAGACUGGCGGAGGAUAUUUGUGCGGUGUAACCAGCCGUACUUGUUCUAGCGGUGACUGGCGACAAGCAUACGCAAACAUGUUAGCACAGUAUGUCAAAUACUAUCAACAAGAGGGAGUUACCAUAACACACUUGGGCUUCCUCAAUGAACCUGACUACACGACAUCCUACUCCUCAAUGCUGUCGAAUGGAAAGGAGGCGGCCUCGUUUAUUCCGACUCUUCGAAACACGCUCAACAGUAAUGGGCUGAGUUCUGUGCAGCUCGCAUGCUGUGAUGCCGUGGGGUGGUCUUCUCAGCGGACGAUAACAACGGACCUUCUUUCGUCUGGUGUGCAAGGCCAGCUCGGCGUCAUUACAUCCCACACCUAUGGGAGCGACGUAGACGGAACUAUAAACACCAACGGCCUCCCCGUCUGGGUCACAGAAGCAGCUGAUCUGAACUCGGCCUGGUGUACGACUUGGUAUUCGAACGGCGGACUUUGCGAAGGUCUGACGUGGGCCAGGAGGAUAGCGACCGGUAUUGUCCCUGGAAACUUGUCAGCUUACAUCUAUUGGCAGGGCGUCGAGGUGAACCAAUUUCAGGCCGCUUCAUACCUCGUGGCGAGCGAUGGAACAAAUGUGACUCCCAGCGGUCGCCUCUGGGCGUUUGCAAUGUGGUCGAGAUACGUGCGCCCGGGAGCACGGAGACUCAGCACCACAGGGACGAUCACGAAUGUAAUCUGGGCUGCUCUCAGAAACACCGACGGAUCUGUUGUCGCAGUCUUCACCAACACAGGUGACAGUGCUCAGCGCGCCUCGCUAAGAAUCGAUGGAUACACCCCAAUUAAAGCUUCAGGCUGGAUUGUGAACAAUAACACUGGAAACAAUAUCGCAUCUCAACCGGUAUCUCUGAGCGGCGGUACUGCAGUCGUUUCCAUCCCAGCCUACUCUGUGGUCACGGUCGUGCUCAGUCAGUAG
Clonostachys rhizophaga is the source of this 1395-nucleotide messenger RNA. The record is from the annotation of a GenBank genome assembly. Lineage: Eukaryota; Fungi; Ascomycota; Sordariomycetes; Hypocreales; Bionectriaceae.